UUAUUAUCGUUAUUAUCUGAGUUCUUAGUUGCAAUUUACUUUGACAAUUCGAUAAUAGAGUGGCAUGUGAGGUCGACCGUGCUGAGGCUUUCGAUGGAUGUCGGCCAUCGGAAGGCAGUCUCAGAAAGACAAGCGCGCGCGCAACUCGCAGCGGUUAGUGUUUUGCGAUAAUUGUGUGAAUUGUUUUGUGUUUACUCGAUACAUUAAAAUGAAGUUCCACAUAAAAAUAUUUGAUGUUAUACCGGCGAGGUUAAACGUGGCGUUAAUGAUGUUCUUCGCCUGCUGGGUCAAUUACAUGCUGCGCGUUAACAUGAGUGUCAAUAUCAUUGCCAUGGUUCCUGAUCGCGGUGAAACUAAGUCGGUACAAAGCGAAUGUGAGGCCAUCACUAAUGACGACACUGCAUUACAUAAUGGUACGACAGCGGUUACACGACAAGUCCAACAGCCCGAUGGAUCUAUUACUUUUGAUUGGACAGCGCAACAACAGGCGUAUGUGCUCUCCGGAUACUUCUGGGGUUACGCAAUCACUUGCCUCUUCAGUGGUAUAGCAGCGGAGAGAUGGGGUCCAAGGAAUGUAGUCUUCAUAUCCAUGUUGAUAUCUGCGGUCCUCACAAUUCUCAUUCCUCCAGCAGCGAAAGUACAUUUCAUGAUGCUAGUGGCUACAAGAUUCGUCAUAGGUCUUGCUGCGGGCUUCCUUUUCCCGUCACUACACGCGCUUGUUGCUCAUUGGGCUCCUCCAGCAGAGAAGGGGAAGUUUGUGAGCGCUCUCCUAGGAGGGGCCAUAGGAACCGUCGUGACCUGGUCGCUAAGUGGACCUCUCAUUGAGAACUUUGGGUGGACUUACGCAUUUUAUGUACCAGGUAUUAUAGCCAUCGUUUGGUGUGCUGCGUGGUGGUUCCUUGUAUACGAUUCCCCCGUCAUACAUCCACGUAUCAGCGAAGAAGAAAAAACGUACAUCCUAAGUGCAAUUGGAGACAAAGUGCAACAGAGUUCCAAGGAGCAUAAAAUUGUUCCACCGUUUAAAGAUAUAUUCACGUCGUUUCCGUUCCUCGCCAUGGUUAUCCUCCACUAUGGUAACACAUGGGGUAUAUACUUCGUAAUGACAGCCGCACCAAAAUACGUGUCAAGUGCUCUCGGAUAUAAUUUGACUUCAACGGGCACUCUGUCAUCACUACCUUACCUUGCGAGGAUGAUAUUUUCUUUAAUAUUCGGAGCUAUUGGUGACAGAAUCGUCAAACAGAACGUUGUAUCCACGACGUUUAUGAGGAAGUUCUUCUGCUUGUUUUCCCACGUGGUGCCGGGUCUGCUUCUCAUCGGUCUGGGCUACACGGGCUGUGCCCCCAUCUUGUCAGUGGCUCUUAUAACAUUCUCCAUGGGCUCCAAUGGCGCCGCCACACUCACUAACUUAGUGAACCACCAGGAUCUGGCGCCAAACUUUGCCGGCACCAUUUACGGCAUAGCCAAUGGUAUUGGUAACACAGCUGGUUUCAUAACACCGCUUGUGACUGCCUACUUCACCAAACAUGGGAAUGGUUUUGCGGAAUGGCGGCCAGUUUUCCUCACGGGUGCCUCAAUAUACAUUGCCGCAGCAGUUUACUUCAUUCUCUUCGGCACCGGUGAAACACAAUCGUGGAAUUACGUCGCCCCAGCGGAAGACGAUAGGGACAAGAGGCCCAAUAACAGCGAAGAUACCACCGUCAACAUACCAGUUAAAACAUAAAUAUUUUAAUAUAUUUAAGUGUAAUUUUAAUACACAGACAAAUAUGACAAUUGUACUCAAUUUGUACUUUUGGGUCGCUGGAAAUACAACCAUUUUUUAAAUAAAAGAAAUACGUACUUAAUACACGUGGCAAGAGUGAAGAUGGGGAUUUAAUAGCAGCUGAUAAAAGAUUUUCUAGUUGAAGUCAUUUAGUGACACCAAUUUUUAAAUAGAACUAUAUUGUUCUUAAAACACAUUAUGUUUGAUUUAAUGAAUAGUUUUGGUAAGAAUUUUUUAAAAAUAAUAUGAAUUAAAAAGUAGAAUUAGUUUCCUAUUAAUAAAUGGUAGGAUACUUAAAAAUAUUUAAUAAGGAUAUUUAGAUGACCAUUUCAUAGUUAAGUGAUCUCUUUUAACUAUAGUAAAAGUACGGAAGCACUGGAAAUAAUUAUGCCAAUUAUUUUUUCAUUUUCUUGUAAAUAAAGUUGAAAAAUAUUUGUUUUUUAAUUGAUAUGUGUGUUGAACGCCAAUAUUACAAGUGAUUGGUAUAUUUUUUAAAUGGCAACAUUUUUUAUGACUGUGAUGAAUUGUGUAAUCGUAAAUUAAUGAAAUUAAAUUAUUUUUAACAUU
This is a messenger RNA of Danaus plexippus (monarch butterfly), 2326 nucleotides long. RefSeq names its product putative inorganic phosphate cotransporter. Lineage: Eukaryota; Metazoa; Arthropoda; Insecta; Lepidoptera; Nymphalidae. The record is from RefSeq and is a predicted model, not a curated record. Bases 98 to 1720 code for a protein of 540 amino acids. Gene Ontology annotation, cellular component: plasma membrane. Gene Ontology annotation, molecular function: transmembrane transporter activity. Gene Ontology annotation, biological process: monoatomic anion transport; transmembrane transport. The transcript is spliced from 9 exons.